This is a messenger RNA of Neogale vison (American mink), 767 nucleotides long. RefSeq names its product putative protein ZNF720. NCBI's taxonomy places the organism in Eukaryota, Metazoa, Chordata, Mammalia, Carnivora, Mustelidae. The transcript is spliced from 5 exons. Gene Ontology annotation, biological process: regulation of DNA-templated transcription. The record is from RefSeq and is a predicted model, not a curated record. Bases 270 to 767 code for a protein of 165 amino acids.
UUGUGUUAAUUAAGGGCGCCAGAAGAUACUUAACGAGGCCAGUGGGGAGCCCGAGGGCUUUCUGUGGUUUUCUGAGAGUGGAUUUGCGGCUUUGGUCCUGGAGAAGUGACGGGGUCUCUGCUCCGUGAGUCUGGGAGGGUCCGGUCCCUGCAGCCCGCGGUUCUGUUGCGGACGUUGAAGUUGUGAGGGGCGGUGGCAGGGGACCCCUCCCUCCCCACAAAGCAGGUCCCUCGUGAGGACGAAAUCUAGAGGUGGAGGCGAAAGCAGAAAUGGCCGGUUCUCAGGGACUGCUGACCUUCAGCGAUGUGGCCAUAGAAUUCUCUGAGGAAGAGUGGGGACGCCUGACCCAUACUCAGCGCCAACUCUAUCUGGAUGUGAUGUUGGAGAACUAUGGACACCUCCUCUUCUUGGGUCUCCUUCUAUCAAAGCCAGACCUGAUUAUAUAUUUGGAGCAAGAGAAGGAGCUCUGGGAUGUGAAGAGAAAGGAGACCGGAGGCUUCCAUCCAGCUCUGUCUUCUCAUGAGACCCCGAGUUUCCUGCUACAGCGGAGCAUAGAAGGUUCUUUCCAGAACGGGUCAACUCACAGAUACAAAGAUAGUUCUGUUGAGAUAUUACACUUAAGCACAGACUGGGAUAGUGAUGGGAAGAAUGAAGGGCAGCAAAGAAAUCCUGGACGAUACACCAAAGCCAAGGAAUUGCCCUUAAUGAGAAUCUCACUUCCCCAAAUGGUGAAGGAUAUAAACCGCUGUGGAAAACCUUCCUUUUGA